CUAUAGUUUAGUUUGUGGGUUGUUAUUAAGACCUCUGUUCAGGUAGAUAAUUAAAAUGUUUGAAGAUAUAAGUUUUAGAGAUAUGGAAGGGUUAAAUGAGGAUGAUAAGGAAGUUAUAGCUUAUGCCCAGAGCACGAAGGGACACUCUGUUCUGCGAAAGUAUGCCUACAGUAGUCCUCCUUCCCAACGGAGAUAUGGUUAUGGACUUGAUUAUUCCAGUGUGUCACCAGUAAGGAGUCGAUAUUAUUCUGGUGAGGAAGACUACCUUAACAGUGCUGUUCAGAGAGCAACAUCUAUUGGAUCUGAUGCUCUAUACGAUACAUAUGAUACUGCCAACAUGUCUCGUAAUCGCGAUUAUGACUUAAUUUCCGCUACCAAUUCAGCCAUACAGCCCCCGUCACCGUUUUCUGCUGUGAAGGCCAGAUUGAAUCGGAUAUCAUCAAACCUCCCACACAGACGUUUUCCCUCUCAACAUUUCACAUCACGCUCAGACAUCAGUCCAAUACGAGAUCUAGACACAUCAGACACAACAUCGUUAGUUGCUAGUCCAAGUCCAAGACCAUCAGCAGUUCAUAUACCACAUACUCCUCACUCCACAUACAGACACAGUCCACUACCAGACAGUACUUCAGAUAAAUUAUACAGAGAUUCAGAUACAAGUCAUUUAGUAGCAAGUCCUGCACCACAACCAGCCAUAUUACCACACAGAUUACACUCUUUGAGUCAUCGAGCUGGUCUGUCCACACCUAUUACAGCUGGUAGUACAUGGAAUGACUUUAAUCUACCCGUUCCAACACAAGCGUCAGCGUUUUCAGAACGUCCUAUACUAGAUGAUCCUAAUCUAGCUAAUUUACCUGAACAGAGGUCUUCUACACUGGUCCAUGGAUAUCUAUCUCCAUCAUUGGUGGCUAAAUACAGUGGAUCGCCUAUCAUUUCACCAAUUGGAAGUGGUACACAGACGCCAAUUAGAUCAAGCUACCUUACUAGAUCGAAAUAUGCUGAUAUCCCAUCUCUAGCACAAAGCAUUGAUGAUACAGGAUUAGAAUAUGGGCCGGAUACAAAGUACACAGGACAGAGGCACAGAGUGCUUGGGACCAAAAGGUAUACAGGGAACUAUUAUGAUCGACUAUGUAAAAAAAGAUUGGGAAGAGAGAAGCGUUCUAAAUAUUGGCCAUAUUAUGAUGUGGAAUCAAUUGGUCAGAGUGAUGAUAGCGAUAUUUUGAGUGAUGAGGAAUAUGGUACAUCAGGCUACACUCCAGUAUCAUAUAGAGAUACAGAAGAUUAUACAACUGAUAAUUAUGUACCAUUUAAACCAAGAUAUGACACAUUAACAUCACCAGGUCUAUUAGAGAUGUCACCAUAUAACGAGAGUGCUUUGAAACCUGACUUAUCUUAUCUCUCUUCCUCCAAUUUGCUUCCAAGAUAUAAACCUUCCACUUCCACUGAUGUUUCAAAAUACAAUGAACAUGACUCUGUAAUAUCUUCACUUGUAGCAAAAUCUGUGCAAAAGGCUAAGGAGCAUUUGAAAGGGGUAAAUUGGGGGAAAUAUGAAAAUGCUAGUUUGGUGCUAAGUGUUGAAGGUGAUGUGGUACAUCCAAAUAAUGGUGAACGCUAUGGAUUCCGAUAUUAUCCUGAACCCAUUUCAGUGCAUGGUAAAGCUGAUGUAACUGAGAGGCUUGCAGGAGUUGCUCCAAAAGAGUUAUCAUCAGGUGAUCAAGUAUUCUUUAAUUAUGUUAGUAAAAUGCGCGACUUCCGUGAUGGUGUGCGAAAUCGACUUGGUGAUGUGGACACUUAUAGUUAUAAACCAAGAUAUGACUCUAACUUAUCAAAGACAAUUUUAACACGCUUGCCACCACUGCAAUCUGGACAUCCAUCUUAUAUACCCCAAACUACAUUUAAAAAACGUCUGGAGGGAGGUUUGAGCCACCAAGUUGAUGUCUUCUCUCUGCCUAUGAGUGAUCAAGCUUUACCCUCAUCACUGCAACUGUCUACUAAACCAAAGUCUAAUGAAAAGCAUGAUGGCUAUUCACGCGAAGGCCCAGUCACAGUUCUUGAUAGAAUUUUAAUAAAGGUUAAUACAGAGACCCAUUCAUCACCUAGAGCAGCAGUAGCUUCACUCAGAGCCAGAACACGGCCACAAACCCAACCACUUUCAGCUAGAAGGGUAUCACCAGUACGCCAAGUCUAUCAACAGGUAGAAUUUGUCAGGGCAUCUUCUGCUCCACCAUUGGGUCAGCCAGUUGUUGUGUUUGCACAGCCGAGACAAUCAUGGGCAAGACGAUCUCCCAUAUUUGUAAGAAAUAGAUCACCAAGUGUUGAAAGAUCAAGAAGCGUAGAUCGAGAAUAUGGUGCAUUUGAAUAUUUGCAUAGGCAUCCAACUGCUCCAACAGCAAUAAGAGAAGCUCUUGAUAGCAGCAGACGACCAACAAAAGAUGAUCGUACAAAUUAUCUUGUUGCCAAAUAUGAGAGAUCGAUUCGAAAUGCACAGCGUGCAAUGUCUCCAUCACAUGUUUACGAUUAUGAUGUAGCACCAACGAGAUCUAGGGGUUAUUAUAUAUCGCCUGCCAAUACUCGUCACUAUCGUUACUACCCACGGCGGUACAGAAUGCUUGAUUAUUAUACUAGCCCACUAACAGCUCAUAGGCAUAAUAAUAGAUUUUGGCGAUUCUUGGGUGAUACCAGUGAAAAAUCACCUGUACCAUACUAUGAGUUAAUGUACAACCCGCGAUAUCAGAAUGAAGUAAAUAGAUUGCUUGAAUCACUUGAGAGACCCAGAACUAGAAAAAGAAAACAAAGAUCUCUCUAUGCUGCUAUUGUUGCCAGUAAACUUGAAGAUGAGCCUGGCACACGUCGUCGUAGGACACCAAGAUCUAAAUAUGCCGCUGAUAAAUAUCGGGCAACACACAAAGUAGGAGAGAAUCCACUUUAUUAUAGCCCUGAUCCUCAUACUGCAGGACUAACAGCAUCAAGAGGAACCGUGCAAAGAGUAACGGAAAGAAAGGCUGUACGUGACUCUGAAGGCAAUUUUACCAAACCCAAGAAUAUUCUUUCAUGGCAGUAUCGACUGGAUUCUCGAAUACCACCUGAGGAAGUUUUAUAUCGACCCACAACUUUCAAUCGAAUGAGAGAAAGGCUGCACGAAGCUCAGGAUAAAAUGGAUCGACAUCGUCAACUAUUGGAUAGAUAUAUACCUGAAGAAGGUACUAGUGAAUCUAUAGAAAGUAGAGUUAACAGAAAAUUAAAUGAAUUGGAGCAACGUGAUUCGUCUGGAGGCAGUAAAGCAUCGGUAGGCUCAUACACACCUUUUGAUUACUACGGACCAAGCGGACCUCCAGUUUCUGAAACGAGAAGACGAAUUCGCAGGGUGCUUAAUGGUACUAGACGAUAAAUGAUAUGAAAGGGAGGAGAUAUUAAGUAAAGAGAGGUAGAGUUGAGCUUCAUUAGCCAGCCAGCCACAGUCACGCCAAGCUUCAACAGCAUCAAGCUAUCAGUUCAAGCUAAAUUGCCUUUCAACUUUUAAAUACUAUUGUUAAUUGUAAAGCUUUAUAUAUGUAGCUAAUAUUAUCUAAAUGUUACAGUAGAUCUGAAGAAGAACAAUACUUUAUUAUAAUUUUAUUUGUCGACUCUCCUCUUUUUAUAAGUUUUCCUCCAUUUUUUCUGGUCUCUAUUUUUUUCGAUUUCCUUUGAUUUAAAUUUGUAAAUCCAGCCAAAAUGGUGUUUAAAUUACCACAAAAUUGUGUGAUAUCAAUCCUAUCGUGUUCAAUAGAUAGCAAUUUAGUCUGAUCUACCCAAUGUAUAUUUGACACCCUGGCAACAUUCGUUGAUCGAUAACUGUCUAAUGGUUUUUAAAAGUUUGAAAUUUGGAGGAAAGAGAUUCAUCUGAAUUAUAAAUUGUUACUUUUGUAUAUAGAAUGAACUCUAAUUAUCACUGGUUAAAACAAAAGACUGGGUAAAAAUUUGCCAUUUGAUUUAAUUUUUAGAUUAAAGAUAAAUUAAUUGUACAUAUAAAUAAUAAUGAAUACCUAAUUAUUUGUAAAAUAUUUUUUGAAGUAAUUUGUAAUAUUUUGUGUUUCUCUAAUUGUAUCUAAGCUGACUUUCUCCAUGUUGUUUAGAGCAAGGGAUAUUAAAGGGCUAUGUGCAAUAUUUAUGACCUCUGAGGUUCAAUCCCAGUUCUCUGUUCUAUUUUUCCUGGCUUAUAUAAGAAUUGUGCGGUUUGUUUUCUUGACAGGGUCAGACAGGUGUGAGUCUAGCAAAACUCUACCCAAUGUAAUAAUCAAUGACCCAUCACAAGAUUGAGUUGAAUAAAAAAAAAUUGUCAUCUAAUA
Molecule: messenger RNA, 4325 nt
Organism: Lottia gigantea (owl limpet)
Lineage: Eukaryota; Metazoa; Mollusca; Gastropoda; Lottiidae
Exons: 12
Coding region: 56-3388 (1110 amino acids)
Source: RefSeq, a predicted model, not a curated record